This is a messenger RNA of Papaver somniferum (opium poppy), 585 nucleotides long. RefSeq lists its product as uncharacterized. The coding region runs from base 1 to 585 and encodes 194 amino acids. The transcript has 2 exons. The record is from RefSeq and is a predicted model, not a curated record. NCBI's taxonomy places the organism in Eukaryota, Viridiplantae, Streptophyta, Magnoliopsida, Ranunculales, Papaveraceae.
AUGAUUAAGAAGCUGGAUGGAGAUGGAGAAGAUGACAAAUUCGACGACACUGGUGAUGCGGGAGAGCACCUUAAAAUGUACGGCAUGUCUUUGCUACAAAGGAGAAACAUGGAGGUGGUGAUGUGCAAGUUUUUUCCGGUUAGCUUGGAAGGAGAGGCGAGAAACUGGUUCUAUACCCUACCCGAUGAUUCCAUAGGAAGUUAUGAAGUCUUGGUGGAGAUAUUCCUGGAAACCUACAUGCACAAUAACAUUGCUAGGCCAAGGAUAAACAAAUUGUUUACCUUGGCUGGGAGGUUCAAAGAACCUCUGAGAUCGUUGACGGACAGGUGGACAAAACUAUGCACCGAUAUCGGGAAGGUGCAUGUCGACCAACAAAUCUUCGAGUUCGAAAAUUCUUUAAGAAAUUCCGACCCUAUGUGGAUAGCCAUGUAUACCGAAAAGCCGCAAACGCUGAAGAAAAUGAGGAAGAUGCAAGAGAACUAUAUUGCACUAGAAGAAAUACAAGAAGGGGAGCAGGACAGGGGCGUCCAGGAAGCCAGAACAGCUGCAGAAACGACCCCUCAGGAGAUCUGUAGGCGAUCCUAA